AUGGCGCGUUCAGCACUUUUUGCCCUGCGCCGCAGCCAAUCAGCGCGCUCGCCGCCCCGUCCGGAGGAUUCUACCCUGGCGCGUCACAGCCAAUGGGGAGAGAGCAACCCGGGCCGCAUUUCGCGCGCGCUCUUGGCCGCCCCUGAGGCCGCGCUCUUUUGCAUCGCGUGCGCAACGGGAUGCGCGGAUCGCGCAAGUCACCCGUGUGGAAAGAAGAAGGAAAAGCUCCAGGCCAAGCUGAAUCACUGUUGGGGAGAAGCCUCUCUUCCAAAUGGGCAGACAAAAUGCGAUAAGGCAGCAGCAGCAGUCCGGGACUGGAUCCAGGACAGACGUCGGUUGGAAGAGGUGAAAAGAGGGGAGCAGGAUUCUCUCUCCCAAAUGGAAAACGUCUCCAUCUCACCCUUCGAGACCCAUUUCACCCCGGGGCCCAAGGAGAUCACCCCUUCUAUCCCGGACCACUCCCUGGGCAUCCAAAAGAGCCUGCAUCUCCUGUCCAUUGUGGUCUAUGGGGUGGCGUGUCUCCUCGGGGUGACCGGGAACGGCCUGGUCAUCUGGAUCGCCGGCUUCAAGAUGGAGAAGACGGUGAACGUGGUCUGGUUCCUCAACCUGGCGCUGGCCGAUUUUGUCUUCACCCUCUUCCUGCCCCUGAGCAUCACCUACACGGCCCUGGGCUUCCACUGGCCUUUUGGGAAGUUCCUCUGCAAGCUCAACAGCACCCUGGCCUUCCUCAACAUGUUCGCCAGCGUCUUCCUCCUGACCGUCAUCAGCCUGGACCGGUGCGUCUCAGUGGUCCAGCCGGUGUGGUCCAGGAACCACCGGACCCCCCGGCUGGCGUGGGGCAUCGUGCUGGCGACCUGGGUGGCCGCUUUGCUCAUCAGCUCCCCGUACUUCCUCUUCCGAGACACGGCGGUCAGCGCCAGGAACGUCACCAGUUGCUACAACAACUUUGCCCUCUCCCACAAUUACACCAGUGAGGAGAGUCGGACGCUGUGGAGGAGGAGGCACAAGGCCAUGAUUGUGGCCCGGUUCCUGUUUGGGUUCCUCCUGCCCGCCACGGUGAUUGUGGUCUGCCAUGGCAUGGUGGCUUUCCGGUUGCAGCGCCGGCGCCUGGCCAGGUCCCCCAGGCCCUUCCGGAUCAUCGUGGCCGUCACGGCCACCUUCUUCCUCUGCUACUCCCCCUACCACACGCUUUCCCUGCUGGAGAUGGCCAAGGCGUCCGGCAGCCCGGCGGUCAAGAGGGCGCUGCACCUGGGCGUCCCGCUGGCCUCCAGCCUGGCCUUCUUCAACAGCUGCCUCAACCCCCUCCUCUACGUCUUCGUGGGGCAGAAGAGCUUCCGGCGGUCCAUCCGGGGGGCCUUUGAGGGGGCCUUCGGGGAGGACUCCAUCCUGUCCUUGUCCAGCCGGAGGAAGUCAAGGGCCGUCUCCCAGACAGAGAUCCACACGGUUUAG
Molecule: messenger RNA, 1449 nt
Organism: Candoia aspera
Lineage: Eukaryota; Metazoa; Chordata; Lepidosauria; Squamata; Candoiidae
Product: chemerin-like receptor 1
Exons: 3
Coding region: 1-1449 (482 amino acids)
Biological process (GO): complement receptor mediated signaling pathway; inflammatory response; phospholipase C-activating G protein-coupled receptor signaling pathway
Cellular component (GO): plasma membrane
Molecular function (GO): G protein-coupled receptor activity; complement receptor activity
Source: RefSeq, a predicted model, not a curated record